Messenger RNA from Plasmodium falciparum 3D7, 1047 nucleotides. RefSeq names its product rifin. The record is from RefSeq and is a predicted model, not a curated record. The coding region runs from base 1 to 1047 and encodes 348 amino acids. The transcript is spliced from 2 exons. NCBI's taxonomy places the organism in Eukaryota, Apicomplexa, Aconoidasida, Haemosporida, Plasmodiidae.
AUGAAACUGCACUACACUAAAAUAUUAUUAUUUUUCUUUCCAUUAAAUAUAUUGUUAACAUCAUAUCAUGCACAUAAUAAAAAUAAACCAUACAUCACAUCACGUCAUAGACAAACUAGUACAUCACGAGUGUUAAGCGAAUCUGACCCAUAUAUGCUCAAUUAUGAUAAUGAUGAUGAUAUGAAAUCUGUGAAGGAAAAUUUCGAUCGACAAACUUCACAACGUUUUGAAGAAUACGAAGGACGUAUGAAAGAUAAACGCCGAAAAUGUAAAGAACAAUGUGACAAAGAUAUACAAGAAAUUAUUUUAAAAGAUAAAAUGGAAAAAUCAUUAGCAGAAAAAGUGGAAAUAGGUUGUCUUAGGUGUGGGUGUGGUCUAGGAGGUGUUGCAGCAAGUGUUGGAAUAUUUGGUACAGUUGCUGUAAAAGAGUUGGCAAAAACGGCUACUGCUGCGGCAGUUGCAGCAGCUCAGGAAGCGGUCAAGGAUGCAGCCAUGGCUGCGACCAUUAAAGCUGUGGGUGCUGCGGCAGGUAAGGAAUUUGUUAUUGCAGGAUUAAAACAAAUGGGUGUAUCAACUCUAGAUGGUAAGGAAUUGGGAACAUAUAUUACUGCAACAAAUUAUACUAAUGUCAAAAACAUUGCUCACGCUAUAAAUACUCAAUAUGAGCCAUCGUCAUGUCUAAUAACUGUCCCAGUCGAUUCCAAACCUAUUUGCACUUGGGUGAGGGCAAAGGAGGGAGCUGCACGGGUAAUUCAAGGGAAACAGUUUUCAACGCAGGAAACUAUAAAAGUAGCUGUAACAUCUAUCGUCUCAGAUGCCGAAAAUGUUGCUGCAGCAGCUGAACAACAAGCUACUAAGGAUGCUAUAAAAGCUAGCACUCUUGCAGUAGACUCUAAAUAUGCUAUUUGCCAGAAUGCUAUUAUUGCUUCUGUUGUUGCAUUAUUAAUUAUAGUUUUAAUUAUGAUAAUUAUUUAUUUAGUUUUACGUUAUCGUAGAAAAAAGAAAAUGAAGAAAAAAGCCGAAUACACAAAAUUAUUAAAUCAAUAA